CUCAGACUGCCUCAAUGGCUCAGACUGCCUCAAUGGCUCAGAUUCAAUCCCAGUCCCCUCCAUCAUCCAGUCGCUGGCUUCGAGUCGCGCACCCGCCCUGUGCACGACUCGUCAACUGCCUGACUGCGAUCGACGACGCCGUCGCACUGCUCACAGACACUCCAGCAGGACUGAUCGAGCUGCACACGCUGAACGAUGCAAGUCCAGCCAAGGCCGACGAUGGCCCAACGCCGCCGCUCCACUCGAUCGCAUGCCGACACCAGUCGCCAUUGCAUACAGAUAGUCUCACUGUCACUAGUACAACCGCUGCGAGCGGCGUGGCUCGAGACUUGUGCUCCAACGCGGAUUCGGAUGUGGAUUCGCAGCCGACGUGCUUUGCUUGGCUCGCACACAACCAGCAAGACCCAACCCGCCAUCUGGAACCGGAAUCAGGGCGGCAGCAUUGCCUGCUUGCUGUUGGAACCCAGGAUUGCCGCGUGCUGGUGUUUGAUUUCGGAUUGCGCGUUGGUUCCGCGACUGUUCCGCCAAAGUUGGUCUACACUGCUCGCGUCGCGUUCAUUCCGGCCGAUAUUGCGCUGACGCUUGUUCAGAACACGGACAAGGUUGCUGUCAUCAUUACGGGCGUGUGCGGCAUCGCUGUGCUCCCGCCGUUCUCAAUCAGCGAGCCAUCGUCGCAGCCCGUUGUUGUUCAUCACACCUUUCCAUUCUACGGAACGUCUGUAUGUUCGGUGGACGUGUCGCCGUGUUCUGGAUGGAUUGCGUUUGGGUGCUACGACGGUCGCGUUGCCGUGUUUCCCAUCACUCCAGCACUGUUUCAUGCGCCAGCAGCAUUCGACGCAAACCCCCAUCAUCGACCACGGCUGCCGUCAGACUGCAUUUGGCUGCUACCCUCUGGCGGGGCCCGAAUCACCUCUAUUGCGUUCUCGUCUUCUGGAACCUUUUGCGCCUUUUCGACUUGGGAAGGCCAUGUUCAUGUUGCGGCUGCGCGGCAAUUUCCGGCAGACUCGGCGGCCGGCGCGGAAGUCCCUGCAGUGGCACUGACGUGGUCUCUUCUACCGGAGGGGAGUUUUUUCCUUGGCGAGUCGACCAAAGCCAUUGAAACACAUCCAGCAAUGGUGCUAGCUUGGGCGCCACUGAGCACGAAUGGCAACAACGCUGAACUUUUGGUCGUUGGCGGGCAUUCCCCACGAAUAGCUGUUGUUCAAGUGUCCCAGUCGCGACUUGUGGUGCAUCAAGCACUCCUGGAUACGCAGCACGGAGUUCGAGGGCUUUGCACGGCAAGCAGUCGUCAGAGUCGUUUCGGAGAUGUUGUGGUGUACACACGUGAUUCGACGUUGCACCACAUGUCUCUGGAUCUCAUUCUCAGAACACAACCCACGGCAGUGGUAUUCAAGCCCGCACAGACACUACAUCUCCAUCCAAGCGAUGAGCCCAAGAGUCGUGGCUUCGCAAUUCCGGAAGUGCCGACUUGUCUGCUCUCCGACGACAAUGGCACCGUGUUGCACAACACGAAAGGCGACUUGCUCAUUACUUGGAAGAAUGCAACUGUGCCCGAAGUUGUGCCGGCCAACUUUGUACUAUUUUCUCCAGGCUCGACCAUUCCUUGCACCAUUUCUCCACGUCUGUUCGCCAUGUAUGCCAGCCCGAUGGUGCACGUGUAUUCUCGCGAUAAGCGAUCCUGGAAGAGCAUCUUGAUGGAUGCGCCAUGCCUCGAAUUCCGGUUUACCGAUGAUGUUACAAUCCAUCUGGCUCCUUCUCACAGUGCUGCACAACAGCCACGGCGUGUCAUUCGAGCCGAGCUCGCUCCAGACCGCUUUGCCUUAAAGUUGCUUGGUCUGGAUGCAACUUGA
Capsaspora owczarzaki ATCC 30864 is the source of this 1850-nucleotide messenger RNA. RefSeq lists its product as hypothetical. Bases 15 to 1850 code for a protein of 611 amino acids. NCBI's taxonomy places the organism in Eukaryota, Filasterea, Ministeriida, Capsasporidae. The record is from RefSeq and is a predicted model, not a curated record. Gene Ontology annotation, molecular function: protein binding. The transcript is spliced from 2 exons.